GAAAGAUGUAUCAGACUGUGUUGGGUCGAGUUAUAAAGCCGUGUCUAACUUUAAAGGGCAGGAAGACAUCUUGCUUGACAUGCUGAGCUGAUUGUCAUCUUUGAUAAAACAUUUGAAGAAACGGGUCUCAAUGGACUGCAAAGCUCCGACACUGACAGGGGACAAACAGUGCCCUCAGGAGAUGAGGAUCAUCAUCCUGGGACAUGACUGGCUGGAGAAGAGUUUGACAGGGAACACCAUCCUCGGCCGAGAGUGUUUUGAUACCAGCAGAGAUGCGAAAGAGUGUGUUUGGCGACGGGGCGUUCGUGACGGCCGCAGAGUCCUCGUUAUUAACAGCCCUGAAAGGUGGAUCCACUACUCAGUCCAACAACCCGAUCUGAUGAAGGCCAACAUGUCGACCUGCAUGGACAUGUGCCCCCCAGGACCUCACGCCUUCCUCUUGGUCAUACCUGUCAUCUCUCACCGAGGCAGGGAGUGGACAGUAGAGGGACCUCUUGAGCAGCUUAGUGACAGAGUGUGCAGAAGCACUAUAGUGAUAUUCACCAGGUGUGAGAGACUGAGGGAGCUGUCUGUAGAGGCUAACACUGAAGGAUGCAAGUUUCUCAAGUCGGUUUUGGAGAGGUGUGGGCACAGAUACCACCUGUUAGACACAAGCAUGUGGAGAAAAGAUGAUAGCAAUCAGGUUAGAGAUCUUCUGGAGAAGAUAGAUGAUAUGGUUGCGGGAAACAUACGGGCAGGAGGACUUGGUUAUGUGACUACUGAGGAAGUUUGUAGAAUAACUGAGAGAGAAAAGGAGAAGAUAAGAGAGAUGGCGAGUCAGAGGCGAAUGGAAGCAGAGGUGGAGAGAGAUACACUCCGAUCUGAAAUCGGAAAAUUUCCAUCGAUUCCGUUGCUUCAGAUUGUUAUUGUGGGACCGAAGCAGGUCGGGAAGAGCUCAGCUGGAAACACCAUACUUGGUGAUGAAGUCUUUCCUACUGGACAUCCGACAUCACAGUCCACUAAGAGCCAUGCUAAUGUUCACAAUAAGCAAGUCUUUGUGGUUGACACUCCUGGCUGGCAUGGGAGAUACUGCCCAGAGGACACACCACGGGAGGUAAUGGAGAAGAUUACCCAUGGUGCAUCUCUGUGUCACCCCCUUCCUAAUGCUGUCCUGGUGGCCGUGCGGAGCGACGAGACUUUCACUGAAAUCGACCGGUCGAAAGUGGAGGAACACUUGACCUUCCUUGGAGUUUGGGGUUGGACUCGAACCAUCGUGCUGUUCACCUGGGGCGACAAACUGGGAGACACUCUCAUCGAGGAGCACAUCGAGAGAUGGCCUGCCCUUCAGUGGUUAGUUGACAAAUGCGGAAAUAGGUAUCACUUAUUUGACAACUCAGACACGGUCGGAGGUGUUCAGGAGCUGCUGGCAAAAAUUGAAGAAAUGGAGGUGAAAAAUGUCUCUGCUCACCUGCUGGAAAGCUUCAGGGAACUCCAGGAAAGCAACAGGAGGUUUGACGAAAGCUCCAAAAAGACUGCAAGACAGAUCAAGAAGGCAAGGACACAAAAUGAUCUCCUGAAGAAGACAGUUGAAGAGAAGGAGAGGACAGUAGACGACUUGGUGAGGACAGCUGAGGAGAAAGAUGAGCAGAUUGAAUCUCUGAAGGCAACAAUUGAGAAGGAGAGAGAGACCAGAGAGAGGGAAUUUGAAGAGUACAAAGAAGAGACUGGCAGAAGAAUAGAGGAGGUCGAGAUGGAGAACAGCCAGCUCAGAGAAGAUGUCAUGGGGAAAGACGGAAUGAUAUCAAUCCUGAAUGAAAGAUGUGUUCUGAUAGAUAAUGUGAUGAAUGCUGCGAAGCAAAUGAUUGAGGUGGAAGAGGGGGUGCGAAGAGAGGAAGAGGCGAGAAUGAAGGCACAAGAGUCAGGGAAGACGAAGGCUAAGGAGAAAGACGAAGAGCUCGACCAAAUGAUGAUGAAUCGCAUUAGAGAAGCAGAGGAGCUGAAAGAGACAAUUGAACAGCUGAUGAGGGAAAGUGAAGAUAGAAGGAAGGAGUUUGAAGCCACAAUCGAAGGGAUGGAGAGGCACAAUCGGAAGAAGUCACUGGAGAGGAUCGCCACACCACAGAAACAUCCAUCCACUGAGCCACUGAGCCACACUGCGGACACUGUUCAACCCAUUACAGAGACGGAACAGGAUUGGCAGCCAGUGUUGGACAACGGCGCCAUGCUUCCUGAGAAGAGAGAGGCUGCAAGUCAAGCGAGCCUGCUGGAGGCUGACUCGUCUCCGUCACGGCUGAGGGCUGUGGGCGCUGUGCUAGGAGCUGCAGCUGGGGCUCUUGCAGGGGCUCUGCUGGGCAGUUUACUGGUCCAAGGAGACACGUCCCAGUAGAGUUUAAUGAAGUCAAACUCUAACAGCAAGCGACACUUGAGAUGUCUUUAGACCGAUCAUGGACAUUUGUUUGACUACAAGGGGAUGCCUGGAUAAGGUUUGGGGAAAACUAUCUACGACCACCAUGCACCGUUUUCUGAGGAGCAUGUGCUCUUGUGGACUGUACCAGAACUUCAGGUGGCUGAGUUCUCUGUCCAGCUGUCUAACUUUUAAUACUUAAGUUAUGAAUCUAAUUACUCAAAAGCCACAAUAAUCAGAGACAUUUUAGGCAGUGAUCUUUAUUUUUUAAUAAUGUUUUUUUUAGCACACCAAAGCUGUUCAGGAAGCUUUUGUCACAGGAGAGUAACACGAGAUUAAAAGCUUCCCUUUGCUUGGUUUUGAGCUUGGCAACACUGAGUAAACUAUUCCUUGAUCACCUAGUAAAUCAGCUGAGAUGUAGCAAGGCUUGAGAUCAUUUAGAGCUGUACAGACAAGCAGUAAAAUCUAUUCUUUCACACUCCAGAAGCCAGCAUAGUCAUUUAAGGAUUGGUGUAUGUGCUCCACUCUCUUGGAGUCAGUUGGGACAAGCUGCAGCUGUCUGAUUGAUUUUUUAACCUGAGAAUUGUAGACACCAUCACAACAGUCUAACCUGCUGAAAAUGAACACAUGACUCAGAUGGUGUUGGUGUAAAUUUCAGUAUGAGGAGUUUUAACGCCGUCCCUGCUUCUGGUCAGACUGAAUGACUCAAAUGCAUCUCCUUAAACCGCCAGAAGAUGGUGCCAGUUGAUCUUCCUGAGCGACCAGUAGAGGUGGGACGGUGACGGAGCCUCACACUUUGAACAACCGCAGUGGAUCCAGUUGGAUAGUUGGUCCCUGCCAUUGUCAAUUUAACUGACACUACACAGUGAUUAUUAUUUUAUUCUUACUUUUCGAUCAAGCAAGGGUCUGUGAAGAGGUUUGAACUGAUAAACAAACAAUUAAAACA
Molecule: messenger RNA, 3329 nt
Organism: Acanthopagrus latus (yellowfin seabream)
Lineage: Eukaryota; Metazoa; Chordata; Actinopteri; Spariformes; Sparidae
Product: GTPase IMAP family member 8-like
Exons: 5
Coding region: 131-2365 (744 amino acids)
Molecular function (GO): GTP binding
Source: RefSeq, a predicted model, not a curated record